GGGACACGAGGAAGCUCCACCGUCUCGCGGCAAACUGGCGGAUCCUGUGUUCUCCAUUUCUUGCAGGCAUUCGCAUGACGAUCGGGGGAGCCGCCGCCGUGCAAGAUCAGUCAGCUUUGGUUGCUGUGUGCCAGCCAGUCCUGCCGACCAGUGAGGAGUGACAUGGUGGUUCGCCGCGCGAGCGUGUGCAAGCGUGCUUGAUUGUUUCGGCGUGUUCUUCCGGACUCUGACUUGCGUCUUGGGGCUACAGGGAGGACUGGCCAGGGAAGGUUCAGCGGUGUGCUUCUGAAGCCGUUUUGAUUCAAACCAAUCUUGAUUACAUAGACGGCUGCGGUUGACAAGAUCUCAGACAUCUGCGACGAGCAUGGCGGUCACGAAGGAAGAGGACGUGCAGAUGAUGCUGGUCUGUAAGACUCACCUGGGAACCAGGAACUGCGAUUACCGCAUGAAGCGGUACGUGUUCCGCCGCACCGUCGAGGGCAUCCACAUCAUCCACCUGGGUAAGGCCUGGGAGAAGCUGAUGGUGGCGGCGCGCGUCAUCGUCUCGAUUGAGAAUCCGUCGGACAUCAUCGUCGCGUCGCAGCGCCCCUACGGGUCCCGCGCGGUGCUCAAGUUCAGCCAGUACACAGGCGCCAACCCGCUGGCUGGCCGCUGGAUGCCGGGGACGCUCACGAACCAGAUCACCCUCAAAUACCUGGAGCCUCGACUGCUGAUGGUCACCGACCCGCGCACGGACUCGCAGGCCGUCAAGGAGGCCGCGUACGCCAGCAUCCCGGUGAUCGCUCUCUGCGACACGGACUCGCCCCUGGAAAACAUCGACAUUGCGAUUCCCGCCAACAACAAGGGCAAGGAGUCGAUUGCCCUGCUCUACUGGCUUCUGGCGCGUGAGG
Molecule: messenger RNA, 890 nt
Organism: Prorocentrum cordatum
Lineage: Eukaryota; Dinophyceae; Prorocentrales; Prorocentraceae
Source: the annotation of a GenBank genome assembly